CACCGUAGUUUCAGUAUAAAACUCUUCGUGAUCACAGUGAUACACAAUAGCUGUAUCAACAUUUGUUAGACAGAACAAUUUUUUAUUUUAAAAUAAUAUAUUAAUACAAAUAUAUGUGUGUAGAUAUUCAAAUACACUGGUACACAGACAGUGAAAUUAUUUUCGAGAAUAAAUAAAUAAACAAAUAAUAUAGUUUUCGAUAAACUAUUAAUGCUCUAAUAUUUAUUUUAUUCAUAUUGGAAGCACUGUGUCAUAAUUAUUGACUUCAGAAACAGAGGAAGAUUAUUUUUAAAAAAAUAAUUACUAGGACAUUGAAAGUUUACGUGAUAUAUAACAUCGUUAAAUACUCCUUUUAAUUCCAUUAUUUCAAGUGACGUUGAGUUGUUAGAACAUUUAAUUUGUACUCAUGAAGAUGAAGACUUCACCAGCGUAUCUAGAAAGCCUUGUGAAACAGGAGAUAAAAGAGAUCUGUAAAGAUCUCGUUCUCUCCAAUGCGCAGUUGAAAAUGGUUAUGAAGAAUCUGACACAUGAAAUCAACAGGGGAUUAGGAAAAGAAACACAUGACGAUGCUAUUGUUAAGUGUUUUACAACUUACGUACAAGAUUUGCCUAAUGGAACUGAGAAAGGAAAUUUCCUUGCACUUGACCUUGGAGGCACAAAUUUUCGAGUACUCUUAAUUACCCUUGAUGGAGAAAAUUUCGACAUGAAAAGCAAAAUUUAUGCUAUACCACAGAGUCUUAUGUUAGGCUCGGGUACUCAACUAUUCGAUCAUAUAGCUCAGUGUCUUGCAUUGUUCGUAAAAGAAUUAAAAUUAGAGAAAGAAGUAUUGCCACUUGGAUUCACUUUUAGUUUUCCCCUUACUCAAUAUGGUUUAACCAAAGGUAUGCUGGUACGAUGGACAAAAGGAUUCAAUUGCAGUGGAGUUGUUAAUGAGGAUGUUGUUGCUUUAUUAGAAGCAGCUAUUGCAAAACGAAAUGAUGUAAGAAUUGAUGUCUGUGCAAUUUUGAAUGAUACAACAGGAACUCUUAUGUCAUGUGCUUGGAAAAAUCAUGGAUGUAAAAUUGGUCUAAUUGUUGGGACAGGUAGUAAUGCUUGUUAUGUUGAAAAAACAAAAAACGUUGAAUGUGCUGUCCCAGGCAACUUUUCUCCUGCGAAACCUCACAUGUUAAUCAACACUGAAUGGGGAGCGUUUGGAGAAAAUGGAACUUUAGAUUUCAUCAUUACUGAAUUCGAUAAAGCUAUUGAUGAAAAUUCGAUUAAUCCAGGAACACAAAUUUUUGAAAAAAUGAUAUCCGGGAUGUACAUGGGAGAAUUAGCAAGACUAGUUUUAGAAAAACUUGUCGAUGCUGGUCUUCUAUUUAACGGCAGAUGUUCAACAGAUUUAAGGAAAAAGGGAAAGUUUUUUACUAAAUAUGUUUCAGAAAUAGAAGCUGACCCUAAAGGUAAAUACACAAAUUGUCGAGAAAUUUUAUCAGAGUUGGGAAUUUCUAAUGCCGCUGAUCAAGACUGUGAAAAUGUAAGAUAUGUCUGUUCUGUCGUAUCUCGCAGAGCAGCUCAUCUUGCGAGUGCAGGCAUCGCUUGUUUACUGAACAAAAUUGGGGAAGAUAAUGUCACCGUAGGAAUAGAUGGUUCUGUCUACAGAUUUCAUCCUCAUUUCCAUGAUUUAAUGACAGAAAAAAUAAGCCAACUACAGUCGUAUAAAUUUGAUUUAAUGCUGUCAGAGGAUGGAAGUGGCCGAGGUGCAGCGUUAGUUGCAGCAGUAGCAGCUCAAAAACGGUGAAAUCAACAUCUAUUUUAUUAAGAAAUGAAUAUAGAAUUAUUUAAAAUGAGAAUUAAUGAACUUAAUUGAUAAAAAAAGAUAAACAAAUUCAUCUGAUUGGCACAUUAACUUGUACAUAGAGCACAAAAAAACAGAUAUAGCCUAUAGUCGUUUUUUGACAUGAUGUAGGCUCUUGUUUGAUACGUUUAAUCCUAUACUUAAAGUUGUUGGUAAUUUGAUAAAGAAGUAAAUAAGAUGAUAAGUACACGUAUGGGACUACUACCAAAUAUAAACAAAUUCGUAUUAUUUGCAGCUCAUUUCGGCUCGUGUACAUUAUUGGGCUGUAUAUUUAAGUCUAUAGGAAAAAUUAAUAUUACGCGGUACUUAUUUUCUUUUGUAUUCACAAAAGAAUAGUAAAAAAUAAUUAACGCAUCGUUUAAUUAAUAAUGAGACUUGUAAUAUGAAUGCAAAAUAUAAGAUAUGAGUGAGAGAUUGUGGAGAGUGCGAUUGAACGUAAGAAUGAAUGUAAAUUGAGAAAAAAAAAUGAUUUAAAGAAAAAAAAUCUUUUGAACAGAAAAAAUUACUUCUUAUGAAUAUUUUUAAUAAAAAUAAUUUAUUGUUGAGCGAUAAA
Molecule: messenger RNA, 2390 nt
Organism: Chelonus insularis
Lineage: Eukaryota; Metazoa; Arthropoda; Insecta; Hymenoptera; Braconidae
Gene: Hex-A
Product: Hexokinase A
Exons: 6
Coding region: 407-1780 (457 amino acids)
Biological process (GO): glycolytic process; intracellular glucose homeostasis; glucose metabolic process
Cellular component (GO): mitochondrion; cytosol
Molecular function (GO): D-glucose binding; glucokinase activity; fructokinase activity
Source: RefSeq, a predicted model, not a curated record